UUUUUUUUCAUACGGAGUUAAACCGGGUUGAUCCACGCUCUCGUGCACACGCAGCAAUUUUAAUCCGUUUUCAGCUGCUGCACAAUCCCCCGCCCGGAGUUAGAAAAAAAAAUUGGAGAAAUCAAAUUAAGAAGAAGAAACAGCAGCAGCACCGCCACUACCACCACAACGGUGGCUGAAUAAAAAAAAUCAAUGGAUAGAAUGUUCUACAGAGGAGUAUUGAUGCAUUACUUGUCUUCUUUGUGCUAUAAUGGUUUUUGGAAACUUAAGUAGAUAUCUUGAUGGUGGUGAUGGGCGUGAAAUGGGUGCCAAACGUCAGAGGUUAGUUGAUCAGGGUCCUUCAUACUAUGGAAGCUCCCCUGGUCCAAGUUUUAUGUAUAAUCAGCCACCUUAUGGAUUUGUUGCGCAACCUCCACCUUUCCCUGUUGUCCGGCUUCGUGGUCUCCCAUUUGAUUGCACAGAAACUGAUGUGGGCGAGUUCUUCCGUGGUCUAGACAUAGUUGACGUUCUGUUUCUCCACAAGGGUGGCAAGUUCACUGGUGAAGCCUUUUGUGUCUUGGCGUAUCCUCUUCAAGUUGAUUUUGCCCUUCAAAAGAAUAGGCAGAACAUAGGCAGGCGGUACGUUGAGGUUUUUAGAAGUAAGAGGCAGGAUUAUUACAAAGCAAUAGCAAAUGAAGUUUCAGAUGCUCGUGGUGGUUCACCACGGCGAAAUUCUUCAAGGGCUAAAUCUUAUGAUGAGGGAAAAGAAUUAGCGGAACAUACAGGAGUGUUGCGUUUGAGAGGACUGCCCUUUUCGGCUGGAAAGGACGACAUAAUGGACUUCUUCAAAGAUUUUGUAUUAUCAGAGGAUUCAGUUCAUAUCACAUUGAACUCAGAGGGCAGGCCAACUGGAGAAGCCUUUGUGGAGUUUGCAAAUGCAGAAGAUUCAAAAGCAGCAAUGUCAAAGGACAGGAUGACUCUCGGAAGUCGUUACAUAGAAUUGUUCGCCUCAUCCAUCGAGGAGCUCGAAGAAGCCGUUUCAAGAGGACGGUGAUGCUACUUGAAUUACUGGUGAUGUUGAACUGCCUUAUUGCCUAAAAUUUUGCUUUAGUUGGUUUGUUUGGCAUUGCUCUGAGUUGGUACGUCAUUUUUAGAAUUUCAAACGAGAAAAUUUCCAGUUUAGUCAAAUUAUAUUACUACAUUGAUGUUUCGUGUUGUACGAUUAGCAGCGAACCUGCCAUAGCUUGACAAAAUAGUAGCUUCAAUAACUAGUUCGAGACAUUUGUUUGAAA
This is a messenger RNA of Mercurialis annua (annual mercury), 1271 nucleotides long. RefSeq lists its product as uncharacterized. The transcript is spliced from 2 exons. The record is from RefSeq and is a predicted model, not a curated record. Lineage: Eukaryota; Viridiplantae; Streptophyta; Magnoliopsida; Malpighiales; Euphorbiaceae. Gene Ontology annotation, cellular component: ribonucleoprotein complex. Gene Ontology annotation, molecular function: RNA binding. Bases 251 to 1033 code for a protein of 260 amino acids.